UUCGCCGCCCGUCCCCGUUGCUAGGCGACGCCGGCCGUGUGGGGGCCGGGUUCUCGCUAGGCCGCAGCUAGGCCGCGGGGCAGACCCCGCCUAUCCCGCACUGCUGUAACCCUUUCUCCUUUGCCUGGUGGACUCCUCCGUCCCGUUCUCUGCCUCAGAGACGUUUCUCAGAGUUGUGGAGCUGAUUAAAUAGUCAAGGAGGCCUGCGAGCUGCUUGCCUUUGAGGUGUUCUCGGUUCGUUCCCCAGAACUGUGGUUCGCCACGAAGAACUGAGCACAAUGUGUUAAUUCUCAGCAGAGUGUGGAGGAAGGAUACAUGGCCCCUGCUGUGCUGCAGCUAAUAGGUGGAUGCAGUCAGCAAGGAUCUUUGUGCUGGCGAAUCUCAGCUGCUCGGUGAGAGGUUGGCCGGAUCAUGGAGCCCUUCUCACUUGCAGAAACGAGUUCAUCUGUGCCACAGGAAAAAUUCCGUGUCCUGGUGGGUGUGACUGGGAGUGUGGCUGCUCUGAAACUGCCUCUCCUCAUCUCUGGAUUGCUGGAAAUCCCUGGGCUUGAAGUGAAGGUGGUGACUACUGAGAGAGCAAAGCAUUUCUACAACCCCCAGGAAAUUCCCGUCACCCUCUACAGCGAUGAAGAUGAGUGGCAGCUGUGGAAGGGCCGUUCUGACCCAGUCCUGCACAUCGAGCUCCGGAGGUGGGCUGACCUCAUGCUGGUGGCCCCUCUCGAUGCAAACACACUGGCAAAACUGGCAAACGGUAUCUGUGACAACCUGCUGACUUGUGUCAUCCGUGCUUGGGACCUGCACAAACCCCUGCUGUUCUGCCCGGCUAUGAACACGGCCAUGUGGGAGCAUCCCAUCACAGCUCAGCAGGUGGAGCAGCUGAAGGGCUUUGGCUACAUAGAGAUCCCAUGUGUGGUGAAGAAACUAGUGUGUGGAGAUGAAGCACACAGUCUUCUCCAAGAAUUACUCCCAAGAAUCAAGCUGGUGCAAAUCCAGAGCAGCUUUCUCUCUAAUGUGGGCCUAACUGUGGAGUCACUGGAAUGGUCGUGGAGCCAUGGCAGAAGUGUGGACCAUAGUGGAGAGCGUGAGAAGGAUCCUUGAAGAACGGGGCUUGCCAACCCAAAGCUGAUUGCUUGCCAUGAGAAUUGCCUUCCUGGCAAUUCAGAGAUAAAACCGACAGGAAACCGAAUCGAGAUGGCAUGUGUCCCUGCAGCUCAACUGAAGGAGUGAGACGGUUGUGUUCCAGCUGGUACCAAACUGAAAUGUGGUACAGCACUGCAGACUUUUAGAAACCUAAGCCAAGACCACGUUUCUUUAUUGUGGGAAAACUGUGGUAUCUCGCAGAGAGGGAGUAACGUUCCUCCAGGCCAAGCAGCCCCGUUUGUUUCACGUGUGAUCCUUUCUGAGAAGGCUGCAGAAGGAAUUGCCCUUGUGUCUCCAGCCCAGCAUUGCCCCAAGGGCAGCUGGGGUGGUGUGCUUGCUGUCCUGGCAAUCGGAACGUGGGUGUGAGGACAUCCUUGCUCUCCAGCGUGGUUCUUGGCUGUGCUGCCUUCUCUUUUCCAGCAGGAGUCACUGUCCAAAAAGCGUUCUCCCCCUGAGAGCUUAAUAAAAAGAGAGCUUUUAAUUCUGCCCCUGA
Meleagris gallopavo (turkey) is the source of this 1633-nucleotide messenger RNA. RefSeq names its product phosphopantothenoylcysteine decarboxylase (gene PPCDC). Gene Ontology annotation, biological process: coenzyme A biosynthetic process. Gene Ontology annotation, molecular function: FMN binding; phosphopantothenoylcysteine decarboxylase activity. The record is from RefSeq and is a predicted model, not a curated record. Lineage: Eukaryota; Metazoa; Chordata; Aves; Galliformes; Phasianidae. Gene Ontology annotation, cellular component: phosphopantothenoylcysteine decarboxylase complex.